AUCACUAUCCUAUUUCUCUCUGGUUCUCUUUCUCUUCAGAAGUAAGAAGUCGCAAGCUAAGGGUCAUAUGAGCAAAGGCCGUGGGUGGGUUUGGAGAUGGCUUUCUUGGCUAGCUUUCCACUCUCCAACAAUAAUCUUUACCCUCUAAGUUUCAACUCAGAAUUCGAAUUUGCCACGAGCCAUGGGAAAAUGCCAUCUACCUUCUCCGUCUCUCAUUUUCCACACAACAAAGCAGGGUCUCGAACCCCAAGAAGACAGCGCGGCUUCAACCCUGGUACCAUUCUCUCCAAUUCCAGGGCCAAUCCUCCUGCUAGCAGCGUAGGAACCACACAAGUGGUUGAAGAAGCUGAAGUUGAAGUUACAGAAGGAUAUACCAUUACUCAGUUUUGUGAUAAGAUGAUUGAUGUGUUCAUGAAUGAGAAACCUCGACCAAAGGACUGGAGGAAGCUGUUAAUGUUCCGGGAGGAAUGGAAUACGUACAAGGAGAGCUUCUAUAAUCGGUGUCAAGCAAGGGCUGAUACCGAAAAUGAUCCUGCUAUGAAGCAAAAACUAAUCUCAUUAGUGAGAAAGGUGAAGAAAAUUGAUGAUGAGAUGGAAAGGCACACUGAACUUCUCAAAGAGGUACAGCAAAGCCCAACAGACAUUAAUGCAGUUAUAGCAAGACGGCGUAACGAUUUCACUGGGGAAUUCUUCCGUCACCUCACUCUAAUUUCUGAGACCUAUGACAGCCUGGAUGACCGGGAUGCAGAUAUAGCAAGACUUGGAGCCAAAUGCCUGUCAGCAGUCUCUGCAUAUGAUAACACUGUGGAGAACAUGGAGUCAUUAGAUGCUGCUCAGGCAAAGUUUGAUGAUAUCCUGAACUCUCCUUCGCUUGAUGUGGCUUGUGAAAAGAUCAAAAGCAUGGCUAAGGCCAAAGAGCUUGAUUCUUCGUUGAUCCUACUGAUAAACAGUGCUUGGGCUUCAGCAAAAGAAUCCCUGACGAUGAAGAAUGAGGUCAAAGAUAUAAUGUAUCAACUAUACAAAGCUACAAAAAGCAGCCUGAGGAGCAUCGCACCAAAGGAGAUAAAGCUACUCAAGCAUCUACUGAACAUCAUAGAUCCUGAGGAGCGAUUCUCAGCAUUGGCGUCUGCUUUUUCUCCUGGAGAUGAACAUGAAGUCAAGGAUCCCAAUGCCCUAUAUACUACUCCCAAGGAACUGCACAAGUGGAUCACAAUCAUGCUUGACGCAUAUCAUCUGAACAAAGAAGAGACCGACAUCAGGGAAGUCAAGCAGAUGACCCAGCCAGUGGUUAUUCAAAGGCUUUUUAUCCUUAAGGAAACAAUUGAAGAGGAAUACUUGAAGCGAAGGACUGACACGGAAGAAGACCCUGAAUCGAAAGAGUAGUGAGGUGCAGCUCUUAAUCUUCUUUCCCAGCUGUCAUCUUUCUUACGCAACUUUUGCUCUCCCACUUCAAUCUGCAGCUUGUCUGUCAAGGAGAGAAGAAAAUCGUUAGGGUGAUGAAGCGUGUCUUCUUACAAGGCAAAGGAACUUGAAUUGCACAUUGUGGAAGUCAAGAGUCCAUCAUUUCUGCAAUUUUACUAUGUGAAGAUCAACAGUGCUAUUAACC
Telopea speciosissima is the source of this 1606-nucleotide messenger RNA. RefSeq lists its product as uncharacterized. The record is from RefSeq and is a predicted model, not a curated record. Gene Ontology annotation, cellular component: chloroplast envelope; chloroplast thylakoid membrane. Bases 97 to 1383 code for a protein of 428 amino acids. Lineage: Eukaryota; Viridiplantae; Streptophyta; Magnoliopsida; Proteales; Proteaceae. The transcript has 7 exons.